Messenger RNA from Cavenderia fasciculata, 1458 nucleotides. RefSeq lists its product as uncharacterized. The transcript has 2 exons. The record is from RefSeq and is a predicted model, not a curated record. Lineage: Eukaryota; Evosea; Eumycetozoa; Acytosteliales; Cavenderiaceae. The coding region runs from base 1 to 1458 and encodes 485 amino acids.
AUGUAUAGAAUGAGUAGAUUAAUCAUUUCAAUUACCAUUUUAUUGGUAUUGUUUACAUUGACCAAUGCUCUUGGAGCCAGGUUGAUUGUUGGUGAUGAGGGACGUGCUGGAUUCAACAACAAUUCAACAGGUGGACGAAACCACUCUAGCGGAAACCAUUCAAAUGCUGCUGGUUGGAUCAACCGUAACCAUACUUCCUCUGGCAACUCUACCUCUGGUAACUCUACCACUGGUUGGGAACCAGUCUCAUGGCGUAACCACACUGGCAACUCUACUACUGGUGGUUGGAUGGGUCGUAACCAUACUGGCAACUCUACCACUACCGGUGGAUGGACUACAUCUGGUAAUUCAACAUCUGGAAACUCUACCACCACUACCGGUGGAUGGACUACUACCUCUGGAAAUCACACUACUUCCCGUAACUCUACUACUGGUGGUUGGACUACUGGUGGUUCUGGAAACUCUACCACUGGCGGAUGGGGCGGUCGUAACCACACCACCUCUCGUAACUCUACUACUGGUGGUUGGACUACUGGUGGUUCUGCCAACUCGACCACUACUGGCGGAUGGACUACCUCUGGCAAUCACACUACUUCUCGUAACUCUACUACUGGUGGUUGGACUACUGGUGGUUCUGGAAACUCAACUACUGGCGGAUGGACUACCUCUGGCAACUCAACAUCUGGAUGGGGUGGUCGUAACCACACUACUUCUCGUAACUCUACCACCACCGGUGGAUGGACUACUGGAGGUUCUGCCAACUCGACCACAACUGGUGGAUGGACUACCUCUGGAAACCAUACUACCUCUCGUAACUCUACUACUGGUGGUUGGACCACUGGCGGUUCUGCCAACUCUACCACUACUGGUGGAUCUACUUCUGGAAACCACACCACCUCUCGUAACUCUACCACCACAGGUGGAUGGACUACUGGCGGUUCUGCCAACUCAACUACUGGCGGAUGGACUACCACCACCACCACUGGUAACCACACUACCUCUCGUAACUCAACUACUGGAUGGACUACCACUACUGGUGGAUCUACCUCUGGAAACCACACCACCUCUCGUAACUCUACCACCACUGGUGGAUGGACUACUGGCGGUUCUGCCAACUCGACCACUACUGGCGGUUGGACCACUGGUAACCACACUACUUCUCGUAACUCUACUACUGGAGGCUCUGGUAACUCUACCUCUUCAACUGGUGGAUGGACCACAUCAUCGACCACUACUGGUAACCAUACCACCUCUGGAAAUCACACUAUCACUGGUGGAUGGGUAAGACGUAACCACACCACCAACUCUACCUCUACUGGAUCUUCAAGCAACUCAACCAGCUUCCUUACCGACCUCAAUGAAGAUAUCGAAGACUUUUUAUCCUUUAGCAGUGCCAGCCAAUCCGUUGUAUCAGCAUUCUUAUUUAUUGUUCUUGCCAUCUUAUCAAUCUUGUUUUAA